Molecule: messenger RNA, 5225 nt
Organism: Manihot esculenta (cassava)
Lineage: Eukaryota; Viridiplantae; Streptophyta; Magnoliopsida; Malpighiales; Euphorbiaceae
Product: mediator of RNA polymerase II transcription subunit 23
Exons: 21
Coding region: 103-4941 (1612 amino acids)
Biological process (GO): positive regulation of gene expression; regulation of transcription by RNA polymerase II
Cellular component (GO): transcription regulator complex; mediator complex
Source: RefSeq, a predicted model, not a curated record
UGCUGAGUGCGGUGCGUAUAUAGCGCCCAAGGGAGGGAGGGAUCAUUUGUUUUUCCUCGCAUCCUUACAACUUCAAUCGAGAACAAGUGAAAAAUCCAAAGCAUGGAUCAAAACCAGAGAUCAAUAGCAGCAACAACGGCAGCUUCCCGCGGCUACCAUUUCCACCCAGCACGAGUUGCUGUUAUCAAUCUCUUUGAUGUCUAUUUAGGAAGAAGCAGCCGCCAAAAAGCUGAUGAUUCGACCCGCGAACCACCGAACAAGGCACAAAAGCGAAUACUUGCUCUUAACAGAGAGCUCCCUCCUCGAAAUGAGCAAUUCCUUUUAGAUUUUGAGCAACUGCAAAGUCAGUUUCCGGACCAAGAUCAGCUCCGACCUAUCACUGAAUCUGUGCUCAUUUCUCUUGUUAUUGAGUGCUGUAAUCAUGCCCCACGGGCAGAAUUUCUUCUCUUUGCUUUGCGGAGCUUAUGCAGUAUAGGAUACAUUAACUGGGAUACUUUCUUGCCAUCCCUUCUUUCUUCUGUAUCCUCUGCAGAAAUGUCAGCAGGUCAGGGCGUUCAACCAAUGCCAGCUAUUUCAUCUAUGAAUUUAUCACAGACUGGGAUUCCUCCUUCCAGUGCAAUACCCAGUUCAUCCAAUUUUCAGUCUUCAAAUCCUACAUCUCCAUUACCUUCAGUUCAUGGUAUCGGUUCUCCUGCCCAAUCAGCAGUUGAACCAUCAUCUGGCGCUACUAUGUCUCCUGUUAAGUCGGCUGAUAUCCCUGUUAAUGGUCAACAAUCUACAACAAGGGUUAACUUAUCUAUAAGGGAUAAUGCUAUAAGCAGCCUACGCCAGCUAUGUUGCAAGAUUAUUUUAACUGGUCUUGAAGUUGAUUUAAAGCCAGUGACUCACUCUGAUAUUUUCCACCAUAUGUUGAAUUGGCUUGUUAGUUGGGAUCAAAGACAACAUGGAGUUGAAGAAUCUGAUGGUAUGAAAUCAUGGAGACCUGACAAAGCUCUAACUGAAUGGCUGCACAGUUGCUUAGAUGUUAUUUGGUUGUUGGUCGAUGAGAGUAAGUGCAGAGUGCCAUUUUAUGAAUUGUUGCGCAGUGGACUGCAGUUUAUUGAGAACAUACCAGAUGAUGAAGCUUUAUUUACACUUAUCUUGGAGAUCCAUAGGAGGCGAGAUAUGAUGGCCAUGCAUAUGCAAAUGCUAGAUCAACACCUUCAUUGUCCCACAUUUGGUACUCAUCGGAUUCUGUCUCAAACAACUACUAACAUUUCAGUAGAAGCCGUAGCGAACUUGCGCUAUUCCCCAAUCACAUAUCCUAGUGUACUUGGAGAACCACUGCAUGGAGAGGAUCUUGCAAAUUCCAUUCAGAGGGGGAGCUUGGACUGGGAGAGAGCUUUGCGCUGUAUAAGACAUGCUCUUCGCACUACUCCAUCACCUGAUUGGUGGAAGCGUGUGCUCCUUGUGGCUCCUUGCUAUAGGAAUCCUUCUCAUGCACCAACUCCUGGUGCAGUUUUCACUUCUAGCAUGAUUUGUGAGGCAACCAUUGAUAGGAUCGUUGAAUUGUUGAAGUUAACAAAUUCAGAAGUAAAUUGUUGGCAGGACUGGCUUGUCUUCUCUGAUAUAUUUUUUUUCCUUAUGAAGAGUGGGUGUAUCGACUUUGUUGAUUUUGUGGAUAAGCUAGUUUCACGUCUCACAGAGGGUGAUCAGCACAUUCUUCGCACAAAUCAUGUGACAUGGCUGCUUGCCCAAAUUAUUCGUGUUGAACUUGUGAUGAAUGCGUUAACUACAGAUGCUAGAAAGGUAGAGACAACCAGAAAGAUUAUAUCAUUUCAUAGAGAAGAUCGAAGUUCAGAUCCUAAUAAUCCUCAAAGCAUCUUGCUUGAUUUUAUAAGCAGUUGUCAGAAUUUACGUAUAUGGUCAUUGAACACAUCAACAAGGGAAUAUUUAAAUAAUGAGCAGCUUCAGAAAGGAAAACAAAUAGAUGAAUGGUGGAGAAAUGUGACCAAAGGGGACCGCAUGAUUGAUUACAUGAAUAUGGAUGAUAGAUCGAUUGGAAUGUUUUGGGUUGUGUCCUACACUAUGGCACAGCCAGCUUGUGAAACAGUGGUGAACUGGUUGUCCUCUGGUGGCGUUUCUGAGUUUUUACCAGGGGCAAAUAUGCAGUCCAAUGAGAGGUUAAUGGUGAUGAGGGAAGUAAGCCCAUUACCAAUGUCAUUGUUGUCUGGCCUUUCGCUGAAUCUGUGUUUGAAGUUGGUUUUCCAGCUAGAAGAUUCUUUAUUUGCUGGACAGGUUAUUCCUAGCAUUGCAAUGGUUGAAACAUAUUGUCGAUUGUUGCUCCUUGCACCUCACUCAUUGUUUCGCUCACACUUCAGUCAUUUGGCACAGAGGUAUCCAUCCUUGUUGAGCAAACCUGGAUUUACUCUCUUGGUAUUUGAAAUUGUGAACUAUCGGUUACUUCCACUGUACAGGUACCAAGGGAAAAGCAAAUCAUUGAUGUAUGAUGUUACAAAAAUAGUUUCUACUUUAAAAGGGAAGCGGGGAGAUCAUCGAAUAUUUAGGCUGGCAGAAAAUCUGUGCAUGAACCUAAUUUUAUCACUGAGAGAAUUUUUCUCAGUGAAAAGAGAAGGGAAGGGUCCAACUGAAUUCACUGAAACUUUGAAUCGUGUAACCGUAAUAACUCUUGCUAUUAUCAUUAAAACUCGUGGAAUUGCUGAUGCGGAUCACUUAGUUUAUCUUCAGACUAUGCUAGAACAGAUAAUGGCAACUAGCCAGCACACAUGGUCAGAGAAAACAUUACGCCACUUUCCUCCUCUUCUUCGUGAUGCUUUGAUUGGGAGGAUAGAUAAAAGGGGGCAAGCUAUUCAAGCGUGGCAGCAGGCGGAGACGACUGUGAUUCACCAAUGUACCCAGCUUCUGUCACCGUCUGCUGAUCCUAGUUAUGUUACGACUUACAUCAACCAUAGUUUUCCUCAACACCGACAAUAUCUGUGUGCUGGUGCAUGGAUACUGAUGCAGGGGCACCCUGAAAACAUUAAUAGUGAAAAACUGGCACGUGUUUUGAGAGAAUUCUCCCCUGAAGAAGUGACAGCAAACAUAUAUACCAUGGUGGAUGUUCUACUUCACCAUAUUCAUAUGGAACUUCAGCAUGGACAUUCCUUGCAGGACCUUCUAUUGAAAACUUGUGCAAACCUCGCCUUCUUUGUUUGGACUCAUGAGCUUCUUCCUUUGGAUAUUUUGCUUCUGGCCCUUACUGACCGUGAUGACGAUCCCCAUGCUUUGCGUAUUGUGAUCAGUUUACUUGAUAGGCAAGAGCUUCAACAGAGAUUGAAAUUGUUUUGUAUGAAUCGUGGGCCUCCUGAGCAUUGGCUUUUUUCAGGAAUAUUCAAGCGUCUUGAAUUGCAAAAGGCGCUGGGCAAUCAUCUCUCAUGGAAGGACAGGUAUCCCACCUUUUUUGAUGAUAUUGCAGCCCGUUUGCUUCCAGUCAUCCCUUUAAUUGUUUAUAGACUUAUUGAAAAUGAUGCCAUAGAUCAAGCUGAUAGAGUUUUGGCCAUGUAUUCUCCAUUUCUAGCAUAUCACCCCUUUAGAUUCACAUUUGUUCGUGAUAUACUUGCAUAUUUCUAUGGGCAUCUUCCUGGAAAGCUUAUUGUGCGAAUACUAAAUGUGCUUGAUCUCAGCAAGAUCCCAUUUUCUGAGUCAUUCCCACAGCACAUUAGUUCAUCGAACCCUGUCAUGUGCCCACCUCCUGAGUAUUUUGCCACUCUUCUGUUGGGGCUGGUGAAUAAUGUGUUACCCCCAUUAAAUACCAACUCAAAGUAUGGAUCAGUUGCAGAUAGUCUUUGUAGUUCAAUGCGCAAUCCAAAUCCCAAGACUCCAGCAACAUCCCAAUCUGGGCCCACUAAUACAUCCGAGGGCCAAAAAGCAUUCUAUCAAAUUCAAGAUCCUGGAACUUAUACUCAACUGGUUCUUGAAACAGCAGUAAUUGAACUAUUAUCACUUCCAGUGACUGCUUCCCAAAUUGUAUCAUCUCUGGUUCAAAUUGUAGUUAAUAUUCAACCAACUCUAAUACAGUCCAGCAAUGGUCUGCAUGGAGCUCCAAAUGGUGUUGUGCAAGGAUCAGGCUUACCAACAUCCCCUUCUGGGGGAAGCACAGAUUCCUUAGGUGCAAGUAGAUCAACGCCUUCAGUUUCAGGAAUCAAUACUGCUAAUUUUGUUUCCCGAAGUGGUUACACAUGCCAGCAACUAUCUUGCUUAUUGAUUCAAGCUUGUGGUCUCCUACUGGCUCAGCUUCCUCCUGAUUUCCACUUGCAACUUUAUAUGGAGGCAUCACGUAUCAUAAAAGAGAGUUGGUGGCUCACUGAUGGUAAACGAUCACUUGGGGAACUAGACUCUGCUGUUGGCUAUGCUUUGUUGGAUCCAACAUGGGCUGCUCAGGACAAUACCUCAACUGCCAUUGGCAAUAUUGUCGCCCUGCUACAUGCUUUCUUCAGUAACCUCCCACAGGAAUGGCUAGAGGGAACACAUGUAAUUAUUAAACAUCUCAGACCAAUAACAUCAGUUGCAGUGUUGAGGAUAGCAUUCCGUAUAAUGGGUCCACUGCUUCCCCGACUUGCUAAUGCUCGCUCUCUUUUCAGCAAGACCCUCUUGUUGCUUUUAAACACAAUGGUUGAUGUGUUUGGGAGAAAUUCACAGCCAUCAACUCCAGCUGAAGCAUCAGAAAUAGCAGAUCUUAUAGACUUCCUCCAUCACGUUGUCCAUUAUGAAGGGCAGGGAGGGCCUGUCCAGGCAAACAGCAAGCCAAGACCAGAGGUCCUUGCUCAAUGCGGGAGAGCAGCAGAAAGUCUCCGGCCAGAUGUACAGCAUCUCUUAUCCCACCUGAAACCAGACAUGAACUCUUCUAUAUAUGCUGCUACUCAUCCAAAACUGGUCCAGAAUCCCUCAUCGUCAUUGGGUUAAUUAGCAUUAAUCAUCCUAAUGAUCUAACUUCAUACCGAAGGAAGUAUAGCAAUGGAGCCCGCAAGUUACCUGUGAGAGCAGGAAGAUAUACAGUAGCGCCGCCAUUAGCAACAGAAGCUGUGUAAGUUUAUCCUCAGUUGAAAGGUUAAUAGUUUUUAUCUGUAAAUAUUAGUUCUGUUUUCGUGGGAUUGUUGAAUCAACAAUGUUAAUCCUAGUUGGAUGGCUUCUUUUGAUAAAUGAUGACUUUUCUCGUAAAGCAGUAAAGUUUUGAUAAAGUUUUUAAA